AUGGCAACACGGGGCGAUGUCGACAUGGUCGACGUGGGUGCGAAAACACAGGAUGCGCACGACGACGCGGAUUUGCUACAGACCGCGCACAGCGACGCGUUCGCGUUGUCGGAUACUGAGAUGUUAGCCCUGCAGCUCUACGACCAGCUCAAGGAACUGGAGCUGCAGCAGAGCCUCGUACAAGCGCAACAAGCAGGCACGUUGAACAUGUCAGAUUGGCGCGAGGCUAUGGAAGCGAAGGCAGAGUACGAGAUCAGGAACAGAAUCACGCACAACGUACUGGUCAUGGAUCCGGUGCUCAAAGCUGUUCAUGGGGGCGAGCGGACGCGAUUUGCUGAAAAGCGCCUGCUCCCACUCGUGACCGAGAACGACACAAUGGCCAUGACACAUGGUGCUCAAACCGCCAAACUUGCUUCUACUACACGUGCUCUGAGUGCAGCAGAACAAGGAAACAUGGCUGCGAACCAGAAGAACCGGGAGCUGGCACAGACGAUGCUUGCUUUGGCCGAAGAAAUGAAGGCGCAAUCAGUGCAGGAUAUCGAAGACGCGCAGUUGCGCAGCCAGGUGGAUGCUGUCGAGAAGCAGCUUGUAGAGUCGAGACGAAGAGUGAAGACGCUCAAGGGGGUACUAUCAGGCAUGAUUGUGGGCAGUGGGAUCAACUGGGCUGCAGACGAGGGCUUGACGGAGCUGGUGAUGGAUGACGAGGAGGACGGGUGA
Molecule: messenger RNA, 717 nt
Organism: Bipolaris victoriae FI3
Lineage: Eukaryota; Fungi; Ascomycota; Dothideomycetes; Pleosporales; Pleosporaceae
Exons: 3
Coding region: 1-717 (238 amino acids)
Biological process (GO): kinetochore assembly
Cellular component (GO): kinetochore
Source: RefSeq, a predicted model, not a curated record